This is a messenger RNA of Xyrauchen texanus (razorback sucker), 758 nucleotides long. Its product is annotated as activated RNA polymerase II transcriptional coactivator p15-like. NCBI's taxonomy places the organism in Eukaryota, Metazoa, Chordata, Actinopteri, Cypriniformes, Catostomidae. Gene Ontology annotation, cellular component: nucleus; transcription regulator complex. The coding region runs from base 127 to 510 and encodes 127 amino acids. The transcript has 5 exons. The record is from RefSeq and is a predicted model, not a curated record. Gene Ontology annotation, biological process: positive regulation of transcription initiation by RNA polymerase II. Gene Ontology annotation, molecular function: transcription coactivator activity; DNA binding.
UUCCUCAAAGGCCGCUGCCCACUUCCUGGUUCAUCCUGCUAGCGCGCUCAGCACAGAAACGGAUUCUCUUGUAUCGAAUGAGUCUUUGUUGCCGUCCAAUUUAAUCUGCAUACCUACAACAUCACAAUGCCCAAAUCUAAGGAAAUGUUGUCCUCUUCGUCAGAAAGUGAAUCUGAUAGUGAAGUUGACACGAAGUCCAAGAGAAAAAAGCAGGCAGCACCAGAGAAGCCAUCAAAGAAACAGAAGAGUGGAGAGACCUCAAAGGUGUCAGCAGCCUCCAAAAGCAGCAGUAGCAGCAGUAAAAAUGAUAAUAUGUUUCAGAUCGGGAAGAUGAGGUAUGUGAGUGUUCGAGACUUCAAAGGAAAAGUGCUGAUCGAUAUUCGGGAAUACUGGAUGGAUCAGGAGGGUGAAAUGAAACCAGGGAGAAAGGGUAUUUCGUUGAACCCAGAGCAGUGGAACCAGCUCAAAGAGCAGAUCAGUGAGAUUGAUGAUGCAGUGAAAAGGAUAUAAGUCCUGCCAGGACUUUUUUUUCUUUUUCUUUUUUUAAACAAAUUCACAUUCUACAGUUCUGCUUAUGCUUUACAAAGCAAUUGUAUUGACCAGGACCAGAUUGUAUGUGUGUUUUAGAUUAGGGUUUAAUAAAAUAGAUGUAAUCGUUGUAUUCUUUUAAUAUUUGGAGAGUUUUUCAAAGGGGUUGACUAGAGGGAUGGGGUGUAAGUUUGUGCCCUUCAUUUUUCAAUAAAGGUGAUAGAAAUGGA